UCAGCUAGAAACUUUGUGUGCCUGUGAUAUUAUUUUUAAGUGUAUAUACAGUUGAUCAUCGACUGCAGAGGGCAUGAGCGGCCAGCUUGACGAAUUUAUCAUUGUUUGUUGAUUUCGAGUAUUCGGCAACCGACCGCCAGGAAAAUGGCGCUUGUUUCUAAAGAUAAAUGGAAAGUAACCUCAACAGUGAAAAUGUGCCGGUCGAAUUUUCGUGUCAGGGUGGAUCUGUGCAAAUUUUACAACGAUGUUCGUCGGUUUUGUUGGAUUUUCGUGGAUGGCACGAAAAUGCUGCGGAUCGCCCAUGCGGUUGAUCACAUCACAAAACUGUUUAAUAUCAAAGAGCCGUUUCAUUUGUUGUUAAAUGAGACCGAGUAUUUGCCACCUGACGAGGAUAUUCGUGUUCUCAAGGAAAACGAGACAAUACUUGUUUGUCCAGGAACGGGACUAGAAGGGGAGACAGAGUUACCAACAAUAGCAAUCAAUACAACGGUUCCAGAAGUUCGGGACAGUUUUGCGAAAACAGAAAUAAUUAGUAAUUUGGUUUUACACAAAGAGUCGCAGACUAAUUUUUAUUCUGUCCAAUCAGAGCCAAGUGUUGUUGAAAAGAACGAAUUAAUUGAUGCUUUAAAUAGGUCCCAGAAUGAUGCUUUAGAAACUAGUAGUAUGAUAUAUGACAGAACAGAAGAUGAAAUGAACAGUACAAGCGACUCGAAAGUAGAUGGGCAGAUUCUCUCCGAUUUAAAUGUAGACAGUAGCUUGCGUCUGAAAAGGAAAAGAACAAGAACAAGGAGGAAGAAGAAGACACAGGAGGUUACGAAGUCUGUAAAAACUGAGCUUGUCACUAGGAAACCCAAAAUAAUAAAUACUUAUGUGAUAUCUACCAGCAAGCAUAUAAGGUUUGAUAAUCUAGACAGUCCAGAAAUCGUAGAAAAGGAAAUUACUCCGAGCAAUAAGAUGAACGGAUCUUGCACCAUUGAAGAAGCACCUUCUGAGCUUGCUAACCUGUUAUCUCUGGGUGAAAAUUCUACUCCGGUUACUUUCACAAACUCGCAGGUGAAGCAGGAGAUCAAACUCGAACACGUAUCCGAUGAAGAGAAUAAAUUGGAGAAUAACAGCAAGAGCAACAAUGUGCUCAAACAGUUGCAAGAAGGGAGAGAAUUAACAAGUAAAGAUCUCGAAGCUUGUCCAGCUCUGAUAGCAAAACCUGAACUGAAAGAUAUAGUGGCGUUCAAGAUGCUCAAAAUUGGUUCGGAUUAUACACCACAGGUUUCAGAGUUCAUCGUGGCCAAAGUAAUAUCGUAUUGUCCUAAAACUCUACUGUACACCUUUAAAGUGUUAUAUGGCUUAUCCGAGGUUCAAGUACCAGUUGGAAAAUUUACGCUUAUCGAAGAUGAAGAGAUCCAAACAGUAAAUGACACUAUAACAAUAAAUAUUGCCCAACUAAUAGAACCACGGAUCGUGUCCACGACUGAUGCGGACAAAGUACCAACCACCACUGAGGCAUGAGCCACUUUAAUAAAUCGCGUUAACAACCGAUAUAUUGUAAAUCUUUUAAUAUUUUUUUAUAUUUUAUGUUGAGAACCAUAUGUGUAUCAUCGUAUCAGUAAAUAAAAUGCAUCGUUACUUUUUAACGACCAGAACUAGACGUGACUACCGACACGUGACCGAAAAAUGUCGGCGCAUACUAAUCGACGAAUACGACUUAUUUAGAUCGUACGAUAAAGAAACGCUAGUAGUCUCUUCCAACGAAACCAAAACAAAUACAUUAUAAAACAAUAAAUAAUUUGUACUUUA
Messenger RNA from Megalopta genalis, 1794 nucleotides. RefSeq lists its product as uncharacterized. Gene Ontology annotation, cellular component: Cajal body. Gene Ontology annotation, molecular function: U1 snRNA binding; U2 snRNA binding. The record is from RefSeq and is a predicted model, not a curated record. Gene Ontology annotation, biological process: spliceosomal snRNP assembly. Lineage: Eukaryota; Metazoa; Arthropoda; Insecta; Hymenoptera; Halictidae.